AUAAAUUAAGUAAUCAAAAUGUAUAAUUGCUGAUUUGAAAUUAGAUAAUUAUUUGAACUGUAUAUAAGUUCAUCAAUUGAAAGCAUAUCCAAAUAGUUAAGUGACCGCUAUAGGACCUCAUCUAGUAGCUAUGAAGCUACUUAUUCAAACUGUUCUCAUAUUUUUGUUGGCUGCUUGUUCUUUAGAAAUAGAUUUAAAGGUUCUGAGCAUGGAUAAAUGUUAUGGAAAUGAGAAAUAUUUGGUCAUUAAAAAAUGUGAGAUUCUGGAUGACAACUUGUUUGAGGUCAAAGCUUACCUUGUAUCUCAUGUUGACUCUAUUAUUUUCAAACCGCGUAUCUCAAAACUCGACAAAAACAAAAAGUUCCGUGAGAUAUUCAAAAAUGCUCCAGCAAUCGAUUGGUGUAAAAUUGCAGAUAAAAAUUCAAGACUUCCAUCAAAUCCACUGACAGCAAUCGCAGUCAUGCUCGUUAAGUCAAAAUUUCCAGAACUUCAAAAGCCAUGUCCAUGGGAUCCAUUCCCAAUUGAGCAUGGAAACUUAACGAUUGGAUAUAGAGUUCUUGCAAUAAUUCCCAAUGGAAUUUAUAAGGCAGUUCUUAUUGCUGAAAAUAAGGAAGGAGAAAAUUAUGCUGACGUGGCUUUUACUUUUGAAAUAUAUUAACUAAAUUGAUGAAUUUAAUAUCUUAAAGACAAUUUUAUGCUGACAAUCUUUUUAGUAAUG
This is a messenger RNA of Chironomus riparius, 718 nucleotides long. The record is from the annotation of a GenBank genome assembly. Lineage: Eukaryota; Metazoa; Arthropoda; Insecta; Diptera; Chironomidae.